AGUGAUCCCGACAACGUCGCUUUCUGCGUGCUGGCCACCGACGAGGAGGAUGAGGGGGACAUUGCCCUGCAGAUCCACUUCACCCUGAUCCAGGCCUUCUGCUGUGAGAAUGACAUUGACAUCGUGCGGGUGAACGACGUGGCCAAGCUGGCUGCUAUCGUGGGGCCCAGCGAGGAAUCUGGGGAGCCGCGAGACCUCCACUGCAUCCUCAUCACGAACCCGAAUGAAGAUGGCUGGAAGGACCCAGCUCUAGAAAAAUUGAACUCAUUUUGUGAAGAGAGCCGAAAUAUCAAUGACUGGGUGCCAACUAUCACCCUGCCUGAGUGAUGGUGACCCAGUGCAUUGGGGAGGCUGAAACCUUUGUUGCAUUCUCAAUGUGGAGUGGGCUCACCGAAGUGUGCAACAAGCUGCUGAUUCCAUGGAUUAGCCUGGUCAAGAGACUGGAUUAAAGUCACUCAGACUGGCAUGCAGUGGGCUCUUAUGGAGGAGAAAGAACAGCUCGCCUCACCAGUGAGCCUUGGUAGACUGCAACCGUGGAGAGGCUGACAUACACCAUGGGACUGAAAGAAGUAUUGCAAGAUUCCUGGUCAAGUGGAGCUGUUUCAGAAGGCAGAGAGAAAGUUGAGGAAAGUGGGCCAAAACUUUCCAGGAGGACUGGACAGAGUACUGUAACUGAACUGUUGGUGCUGUCUACAAAACACAGAAGAAAGUUUGAACAUUUGAUGGACUACUAGGGACUGAUUACUAAGACAAAUACAGAGACUCCAAAGUGGACAGACUUCAACAGGCCUCUUGGGUCACUCUGCGGAACUGGUUUAAUAAUGCAAUAAUUUUUAUUGAAAUAUUUGCUGCUGUUGAAGCUUUCAUAAUAAAUUUUUGACAAUUAA
Molecule: messenger RNA, 887 nt
Organism: Phaethon lepturus (White-tailed tropicbird)
Lineage: Eukaryota; Metazoa; Chordata; Aves; Phaethontiformes; Phaethontidae
Gene: GADD45G
Product: growth arrest and DNA-damage-inducible, gamma
Exons: 2
Biological process (GO): regulation of cell cycle
Cellular component (GO): cytoplasm; nucleus
Source: RefSeq, a predicted model, not a curated record